CGUAGAUUGCAAGAGCUACAGGGAGCUAGAGCUGAUGUUCCGUCACGAUUCCGUCACAAGAGAGACAACUACCCACAAUUCUCGGCUCGCCUAUGACGACAACGAAUGCGAAGAGUGGGUAGAGUAUAUGAAGGAGAAGUAGGUGUCGGAGAUGGAAGUAAAGAAUGCGGAGGAAAGGCGCCCAGUCGUCACGCCCAACCGGCUGGAAAGGUUGUGGUAUUGUGAUUGCCAGUAUGAGUGAAGCUGCUUGGGGACGCUCCCACAGUCCGGCGCGCUAUCACUGUCGUCUGACAUUGCGAAGCGUCGACGCUGGAGCAAAGAUAAGAGCAUACCUAGCGAGUGACGCCGAAUCCGCCAGGUCGACCAACGACGAUUGACGGUCACCGAAGCCAGAAUCACGGAGUCCUCAGAAGCAUCAAUGGCAUGUAAUCGACCUUUCUACCCACGUGGGCCGUAAGCGUAUGUUGCGUGUGGGGAUUAGUUGCUACAUAUGUACAAGUGGGCUGGCGUGAGCAGGUCACAUACCCACCCAGACGUACUACCACUGCCAGCAGUAGACCGAUUCCGGCUACCUCGCCUGCGUCUCUGGAGUAUGCGUGUCUCUCCGAUCAAAGUACGUCCACUGGCCCUCUGCAGGCUUCUCCUCGAGUUCCUCCCAUCUCUUCGCCUCCGCAAGCGUAUCAACCAACUUCUCCUCCCCCUCCGCCACCUGAAUAAUCUCCUCGAUCAAGCCCGCGGCAAUCCGCUGCUCUACCUCCUCCAC
Messenger RNA from Baudoinia panamericana UAMH 10762, 763 nucleotides. RefSeq lists its product as uncharacterized. The transcript has 2 exons. The record is from RefSeq and is a predicted model, not a curated record. The coding region runs from base 165 to 377 and encodes 70 amino acids. NCBI's taxonomy places the organism in Eukaryota, Fungi, Ascomycota, Dothideomycetes, Mycosphaerellales, Teratosphaeriaceae.